Cooperia oncophora is the source of this 1443-nucleotide messenger RNA. Lineage: Eukaryota; Metazoa; Nematoda; Chromadorea; Rhabditida; Trichostrongylidae. The record is from the annotation of a GenBank genome assembly.
AUGGUCGACCUUGCUGGGUCAGAAAGGCAGUCACAAGCCCCAACUGUAGGAAACCGAUUUAAAGAGGCUGUGAAUAUUAACUUGUCACUCAGCGUAUUAGGUCGCGUAAUUCGAACGCUGUCAGCAGCAAAUCGCCGUGGCGAGUUCAUCCCCUAUCGUGAAUCCAAGUUAACUCACAUUCUACGGGAUUCACUCGGAGGGAAACAGUAUUACUCUGAUACGCUUUCUACCCUACAGUUCGCAGCUGCUUGUCGCAAGAUUGAAAAUCGUGUUCAUGCUAAUGAAGAUCUUACUGGAGAUACCGUCAUGGCCUACAAAAAAAUGGCUGCAAAAGUGACAGCUAUUGAGGACGACCUGAGGCUCUGGAAAGAGACAGCCAUUAGCCGUGAGAAGCAACUCGUUGAGGCUCUGUUGCAGCGGGAUCUGUUUGCCGCUCAGCUUACGAGGAAGCCUUCUGGAGAUGGAGAUGUGAAGUCACAAGACGACAUUGUGCGUGACAUGGCGUCGCAAAUUUCGAAAAGAAUUGAUUCAGUUAAAACGUUCGAAGAACUUACUAGAGCUCAGCUUGAAAGCGACUUGUUCAGAGCCCAAUGUGAGCUGGAUCAGAUGCGUUUGCGGCUCGAAUCUGCUGAAGGUGCUACAAAAGCUCUCAAUGAGAAGUACAGUAAUGUUCUUGAGGGUUUCGACAAGUCUCUAGCUGGUUCUCCUCUUCGAACCAUCAAUUUGAAUACGAGCCCAAGAAUUGACAAUGGAUGCAAAACACCUGCUCAGCUGAAGAAAGAACGCCGAAUGGCGAUGUUUACGCCACAAAGAAACAAUCAAUCUGUUCUUUUCGAUGAUAGCGAAGAUGCUGACGCGCUGGACGGGAAUAUCGAACAAUACGCUAUACUGGAACAACGUGAGGUUCUUCGCUUGAAAACAGACAAUAACAGACUGUCGCAAACUGUGAGCGAAAAGGAAGCGAAAAUAAAAGAAAUUUCCGAAAUGCAAAGGAUAGAAGCCCAGCAAUGGAUAGAGGAACGAGAGAAAUUCCAUAAGACCGAGUCGUCAUUGAAGUCGCAGAUCGACCGCCUUGAAAUGGAGAAAUCGCAGUUGACUGAAAAUCUGGCGCAAAUCCAACAACGAACUGAUAUGCUGAGCGCCAAAAUUUUCUCCUUCAACGAUGAGAAAUGCAGUCUCUUACAAGAAAUCGAUGAGUUGCGAUCAGAGAAACUCUCUCUUGAGGAUCGACUUCAAGCGUCCCAAAAUGAGCAGGAAGAGCUGUCGAUAAAGCUGAAAAGCAUGGAUGAUUUGGUACUGUCUUUUAACGUUCUGAUGGGUUUUCAUAUUGUGUCGUCGAACACUGACAUAGAAAAACGGCUUUAUGAUGAGCAGAUUAAACACAACUCACUUAAGGUAGGUCUGCAGCCUAUAUGUUGGUAUUGGAGGAAGGGCAUGUCAUAG